Ochlerotatus camptorhynchus is the source of this 1853-nucleotide messenger RNA. RefSeq names its product ribitol 5-phosphate transferase FKRP. The record is from RefSeq and is a predicted model, not a curated record. The coding region runs from base 35 to 1834 and encodes 599 amino acids. Gene Ontology annotation, biological process: protein O-linked glycosylation via mannose. NCBI's taxonomy places the organism in Eukaryota, Metazoa, Arthropoda, Insecta, Diptera, Culicidae. Gene Ontology annotation, cellular component: Golgi apparatus. The transcript is spliced from 3 exons.
CAGUGAACUAGAGAGGAAGUCAUACGGGUGGAAGAUGCGUAUGAAGUAUGGGAAGCUGUUCAUCGUUUUUAUGAUUUGCUUCAAUUUGGUGGUGUUUUAUUAUUCGUGGAAGUACUUUUUGACGAGUACAAAUUUUCUAAUGGAAACAUUUGGCAGUCGAACACAAAGCGAUUCAAACGAGCGUUACAAUUUGGGAGGUCAUGACAGUGCAAUGCAGUUGGACAUGGUUCAGAUAACUGCGAACCGGGACCGAUCCAAACCAACGAGAAUCACCAAAUUUAGCCGGAUCCGUGACCGGAUUCAAAAUACCAACAAAUUCCUGAAGAAAAGUAUCACCGUGAUCUUCCGUGAUUUUUACGAUUUUGACAACGAUCUCAUGCAAUCGAUAGCCAGCGUUACAAACCUUAUCCCAAACGUACAAGUGUUCGUGAUAUCCCCAGAAAUUCCCUACCCUCCUCUAGACAUUUUCACCAACCCAGGCCAAACGGCGAACCAAACGACCUGGUUCGAAAAGAACAGCAACGUAAAAUUCUUCAGUCUCAGCUACGACGUUAGCAAAUCCCUCAAGGAAACCCUUCCGAUCCUGCAAGUGCAAACCAAGUAUGUCCUCUUUCUACCAGACAGUGUUCGCCUGAACGGGCGCUCGCUUCUAACCCGAAUGCUCCGGGAAAUAUCCAAUCCCUCUACCAACGAUCUGCUCCUUCAGCAGCAUCAGAACCUGCUCCUCCGGCAAAACAACCAAGCCAUCGAGAACAAAAUCGACCUCAAUCACAAACCGGAACGGAAGAUAAUUGCCGUCCCUUUUGCUGCGAACCAAAAGUCGUUGGCCAAUUGUUGUCACCUGCAGCUGGAUUUACCCAACUGGACCCUGGAGUACGUGACCGGCAACGAGACCGACAGCUGUGACAUGUACAAACAGAAACAUGCCAUCCUAGUCGAAACAGCACUUCUGAAGGAAAUGCCCGAUGCACUAUCGUCUCCAUUUCCAGAGCUGUUCUACAUCCAAGCCAAACUGGCCAACAUCAAGAAAGUCCUACUGAAUGCAUCGUUCCAGGACGGCAAAAAACUCUACACCUCCUACCACACCAAGACCAAGCGGCGCAAUUUGCGUAAGGACCAAUUCAAAGCGCUCUAUCGCAAGCUGCAAAUCAAAAAGGUGGUCCACAAAAACUACCUGUACGACAAGUCGAAACUUGCCAAGCGGAAACUGAUCAAGAGCUUCGAGCAUAACAAUCAGACCAUUUCGCUGCUGACGGAAAUCACCUUCUACGGGUGCGAGAAGCAAACCAAGAGCUGCAUCGGGCAGGUGUACAACUCGCAACCGUUCUACACGUACCUGGGCCGUCACACUCCGCCCUGCUGUCUCGAUAAGCUGAAGGCCAUCUUUCGGCACGUACUCGAAGAGUUUGAGAACGUCGGCAUCCGGUACUGGUUGGAUAACUAUGCCCUGAAGAAUGCCAUCGAGUUGAAAGCCCUCUCGCCGGAUGCCUACGAAAUCGACGUCAGCUUCAAUAGCGAUGAUGUCCAACGGUCCAUCGCCAUGCGGAAGGCGCAAACGAAACCGUACACGGAUGGCGACGGGUUCCACUGGUUGAAGGCCACCGACGGGCACUACUUCCGGGUCCAAUACUCGAAGGCUAAUCAAAUUGCGGUCAAUUUACUGCCGUUCGACCUCAGCGGAGAGGUGGUACGGCCGAACGGAUUCUACGGCUGGAAGGCGAAGAAGUUUUCCGUGGAAUUUUUGCACCCGAUGUCAACGGUGCUGUUUCUCGGCAAGCCUAUUAUGUGCCCGAACAAUGUGAUGGAGUAUCUGGAGACUAAGAGUAUUAAAUAAGUGGGGGGGGGGGGGAGAG